Molecule: messenger RNA, 642 nt
Organism: Leptomonas pyrrhocoris
Lineage: Eukaryota; Euglenozoa; Kinetoplastea; Trypanosomatida; Trypanosomatidae
Product: putative Ribonuclease mar1mAR1 ribonuclease
Exons: 1
Coding region: 64-642 (192 amino acids)
Source: RefSeq, a predicted model, not a curated record
GAAAGAGAAAUCACUCGCCACUUAUCCGAACACACGCUCUAGAAAAAUAAGAACUAAGCGACCAUGUCUCGUCUGCUCUCGCACUACUCCAAGGGCAAGACUGCCUUCGUUUGCGUCGACCUGCAAACCGCCUUCAGUGAGCGCAUCAAAAAUUUCCCCAACUGCGUUUUUGUUGCGAAUCGCUUCGCGCGCAUGCACGAGAUUUUGCCAGAGUACACGAAGUACAUCGUGACGGAGCAGUACCCGAAGGGCCUCGGACGCACGGUGAAGGAAAUCAGCCUGCCCAAGACCGCCCACAUGGUUGAGAAGACGCGUUUCUCCUGUAUUGUUCCCGAGGUGGAGGCGCUUCUGAAGGACGUGGACAACGUCGUUCUUUUCGGCAUCGAGGGUCACGUCUGCGUGAUGCAGACCGCUGCGGACCUGCUGGACAUGAACAAGCGCGUCGUUCUCACCGUCGACGGACUCGGCAGCCAGAAGACGACCGACUUCAAGACUGCCAUGAAGCUCAUGGGCACGUGGGGGCCCAACUGUGAGUUGACCACUUCCGAGUCGCUCCUCCUGCAGAUGACAAAGGACGCGAAAGAUCCCAACUUCAAGCAGCUUGCAAAGCUUCUCCAGGACCAGCCACCUAUCCCGUUGUAA